AUGCCCAUAGGCUGGAAGCCCGUGGUCAAGAUGGACGAGUCCGCUACGUCAGCGUCCAGACCCCCCCUUCUUGCGGCGGUAGACCAGGACCACCACGAUGGAGUAAUGAGGGUCAGACAGAGAGCUACGGGCUACAAUACCCACGUACAGGGCCACAUCCUCAACCCAUGCAGCUUGAGAGAGAACUCCCAUCUGCUUACCAUCCAGCCUGACCUCACCACCACCACUACCAGCUACCAAGGAACCCUUCACUCACGUCACGACGGCACCGCUAAGUUCUCAUUGACCAACGGUCCGCUCCUGGACCCCUUACCCAACGGGUCGCACCACACCCUACACAACGGGAAGUUAUCCUCUGACCCUGCUGAGUUUAUGACRCGGCUGUCCAAUCAGACGUAUUUCAAGACGUUGCCGCGGGACGUGGCUAACACCUCGUAUGGGACAUUCAACUUCCUGGGGGGUAGACUCACCAUCCCCAACACAGUCGUGUGGCAGUCAUGUAGUCAGCCAUGGUUACCCCUGGCGGGCUGCCAGACCCUGCUGAGUCCCAUAGUGAGCUGUGGUCCUCCGGGGGUGGUUCUGACGCGGCCCACAAUUCUCAGUAUGGACCAUUGUUCUGACGCCUGUCCUGAGAACUGGGCCAUCAGGCCUGAAGAAACAGAACUCGAAGGUGUCUGGGAG
Messenger RNA from Salvelinus sp. IW2-2015, 681 nucleotides. The record is from RefSeq and is a predicted model, not a curated record. NCBI's taxonomy places the organism in Eukaryota, Metazoa, Chordata, Actinopteri, Salmoniformes, Salmonidae.